GCCCCCCUCGCCCGGGCCCCGGCCCCGCGCAGCGCGCUCUUCACUUCUUGGGGGCUUUUUAAAACAGCGCCACUGGGGUCUUCUCCAUGCGGCUCGGGCUAUGACAGCCUCCGUGCUCCUCCACCCCCGCUGGAUCGAGCCCACCGUCAUGUUUCUCUACGACAACGGCGGCGGCCUGGUGGCCGACGAGCUCAACAAGAACAUGGAAGGGGCGGCGGCGGCGGCGGCAGCGGCGGCGGCGGCGGCGGCCGGGGCCGGGGGCGGGGGCUUCCCCCACCCGGCGGCGGCCGCGGGGGGCAACUUUUCGGUGGCGGCGGCGGCCGCCGCGGCGGCGGCGGCGGCGGCCAACCAAUGCCGCAACCUGAUGGCGCACCCCGCGCCCCUGGCGCCGGGCGCCGCGGCCGCCUACAGCAGCGCGCCGGGGGAGGCGCCCCCUUCGGCCGCCGCCGCCGCCGCCGCCGCCGCAGCCGCCGCCGCCGCCGCCGCCGCCGCGUCGUCCUCGGGCGGGCCCGGCCCGGCGGGGCCCCCGGGCGCCGAGGCCGCCAAGCAGUGCAGCCCCUGCUCCGCCGCGGCGCAGAGCUCGUCGGGGCCGGCGGCGCUGCCCUACGGCUACUUCGGCAGCGGCUACUACCCGUGCGCCCGCAUGGGCCCGCACCCCAACGCCAUCAAGUCGUGCGCGCAGCCCGCCUCGGCCGCCGCCGCCGCCGCCUUCGCGGACAAGUACAUGGACACCGCCGGCCCCGCGGCCGAGGAGUUCAGCUCCCGCGCUAAGGAGUUCGCCUUCUACCACCAGGGCUACGCGGCCGGGCCUUACCACCACCACCAGCCCGUGCCCGGCUACCUGGAUAUGCCGGUGGUCCCGGGGCUCGGGGGCCCCGGCGAGUCUCGCCACGAGCCCCUGGGUCUUCCCAUGGAAAGCUACCAGCCCUGGGCGCUGCCCAACGGCUGGAACGGCCAAAUGUACUGCCCCAAAGAGCAGGCGCAGCCUCCCCACCUCUGGAAGUCCACUCUGCCCGACGUGGUCUCCCAUCCUUCGGAUGCCAGCUCCUAUAGAAGAGGGAGAAAGAAGCGCGUGCCUUACACCAAGGUGCAAUUAAAAGAACUCGAACGGGAAUACGCCACGAACAAAUUCAUUACCAAGGACAAACGGAGAAGGAUAUCAGCCACAACGAACCUCUCUGAGCGGCAGGUUACAAUCUGGUUCCAAAACAGGAGGGUCAAAGAGAAAAAAGUCAUCAACAAACUGAAGACCACUAGUUAAUGGAUUAACUAUGGAGUAGAGGGAACUUGAAGAAAUGCUUCAGAAUCCAUUGCUUUGCCCAGAUAACAAUAACACUUAAUAAUGAUUGAAGAAAUGGAAAGAGAGACACUGGCAUUUGGCUCUCCUCAAGGGAGAAUCUCUUCCUCUAAUGGAAUCUACAACUUUUUAAAACCUUCAAGAAAUGAUAAAGACCGCCAGUUCUCCCGCCAACCCAACCAGACCGUUACAUGACAAACUAGAGUCAAACAUCAACCCCUAAACAUGCAAUUUCAGAUAAGUUACACAUUUACUGAAAUCUUGUAAGUAUUUAUGUGACCGUCAUAUUUUAGGACACUGUGUUAGAUGGUAAUAAUCUGAAAGUUGGUUACAAAAGCAAGUGGCUGUUGUAAGCAUCUGCUUGUCCUCACGUCGCCGUCCCCUUUGCAUGUUAAGUGUCUGCUCAGGUAAAUCUUAGUGAAAUUCCUAUAUUGUAUGUUCUGAAAUCUGUUUCAUGUAUAAGUUUAGAGAGGGGAAAGAGAAAGUACUGGAAUAAUCUAGAACUAUUUACUCUGAAGGGAGAAAGGACAGGAAAGCGCUUUUGAAGAUCAUAUGUCUUGAUAGUAAACACAAACAGAUUAAACCUUUGAGACUAUAAAGGAAUUCCAGGUUGGUAAUGUCUUUCUGAGAACAAUUUUUAGUUGCUUGUAACAAUCACACUUUUGGCAUCUGGACUACCCCAUGAUCAGUGAUUUUCCCAAGAAUUGGGAGUUUUAAAAAAAUGUUUAAAUCAACAGAUAAUCUGCAGGAUUCAUUUUAUGUCAGAUCUCCCAGCAGGUCCCACCCCCAGCAUGAUGGACUUUGAUUUUGAUGCAAUUCGUUUUUCAUCUAAAUUAAUAUUUUCCAAUAUUUGCUAAAUAUUUUGCAGGAUAAAUAAUUUUCUUGUUUUUAUUUUUAGAUGACUCAGAAUGGAAAUUCAUUCCCCCUAAAAUAUUUAGAUUGUCGGCAUUCUAUAUUUUGGUCUUUUAAGAGAUUAGUAUUUUUCCUUGUUUACUGUGUUAUGAGACUGCAGUAGAAAGUUUAAGGAUUCAUCUUCACAGCACAUUUUUAAUCAAGCAGUUAUCUCAACUAGCACAUUCGUUUUGUUCAUAUUCACUUUAAAAUACUAUUUUGUAAAUAAAGACAUUCAGCACACUGUGAAAAUGUAUUUGUGCACCUGCUUUUUAAAUAUUUCUACUAAAAAUGGAAAUUUUAGACCUGUAGAUAGUGAUACAGUGGUAUUAAUUCUGUUAAUAAAAUAGUCACUGCCAUUAAAAUCUGAA
This is a messenger RNA of Cavia porcellus (domestic guinea pig), 2559 nucleotides long. RefSeq names its product homeobox A13 (gene Hoxa13). Bases 101 to 1261 code for a protein of 386 amino acids. The record is from RefSeq and is a predicted model, not a curated record. NCBI's taxonomy places the organism in Eukaryota, Metazoa, Chordata, Mammalia, Rodentia, Caviidae. Gene Ontology annotation, molecular function: RNA polymerase II cis-regulatory region sequence-specific DNA binding; DNA-binding transcription factor activity, RNA polymerase II-specific. The transcript is spliced from 2 exons. Gene Ontology annotation, biological process: regulation of transcription by RNA polymerase II.